GAAGAACUCAAAAGGCUCCAGCACACCUUGGGACAGGUCAAUGAUGGCAAAGACUUGCUUCAAAGCCAUCACCUUGCCAUGGAUGAAGAAAAUAAUAUUGAAAAAUAUCAUAUCAACUUACAGCCCUUGGAAUCAAAAGUGAAAAUCAUCCAGCGAGCAUGGCGAGACUACCUGCAGCGCCAGGACCUGCCACACCAUGAGCAGUUGGACAAGCGCAGUCCCUCCCCACCAUCCCUCUCCUCUGACAAGAUGAGCAGGUCCAUCAGCAUGAACACCUUUUCUGACAGCAGCACGCCGGUGAGUACAGCGAUUGGGCCCAUUUUCCUAUUUGCUGCUUUUCGUUGGGUUCCUUUCUAG
This is a messenger RNA of Nestor notabilis (Kea), 357 nucleotides long. RefSeq names its product IQ motif containing J (gene IQCJ). The annotation marks the transcript as partial. The transcript is spliced from 3 exons. The record is from RefSeq and is a predicted model, not a curated record. NCBI's taxonomy places the organism in Eukaryota, Metazoa, Chordata, Aves, Psittaciformes, Psittacidae.